CUACAGCAGAGAUGAAGAAAAAGGCGUUCUCUUUGUGUGAUUCAAGCACCUUGCAAGCUGCUGAUGACAUAGGUCCACUUGCCAUUGCUGAGCAUUGGAAAUCAGUCCCCUCGGUAUGCCCGCAACUCCGCGACUCAUGCACCGUCAUCACGGCUCCGCAACUCCGGUACAAGUUUGAAUUUUGAAGCUGAUGACGAUGACCUGGUCCCUUGAUGAGAAAAUCCGGAGAAUGCUUAAUUUUUUUUACGCCUGGGCUCGUUGUAUAAAUAGGUAUAAUGCCGUCGCGCCAGGACGAGGUUAAUCAAUACAAACUCUAACGAGCAACUCACCAAACACACAUCAUGGGUUCACAAAUCUCACCAGCCGAAUCGAAGCUCUUCAAGCCCCUCAAGGUCGGCAACUGCGAACUGCAGCAUCGCAUCGCCCUCGCGCCGCUCACACGUUACCGCAAUGGCGAUGGCGACCAUGUCCCCCUUCCAUUGAUGGAGAAGUACUAUGCCGACCGCGGCAGCGUCCCAGGAACUCUCGUCAUCUCCGAGGCCACAGCCAUCGCGCACUCGGAGGAGGGACAGCACAACAGCCCCGGCUUCGUCAGCGACGCGCAGGUCGAGGGGUGGCGCAAGAUCAUCAAGGGUGUGCACGACAAUGGAUCGUUCUACUUUCAACAGAUCUGGGCCAUGGGCAGGGCCGUCGACCCCAACUAUGUCCAGAGCCGGGGCUACGACUACCGGUCCAGCAGCAACGUGCCCAUGAAGCACAUUGGCGUCGAGCCUCGCGCCAUGACGGAGGAGGAGAUCCUGCAGGUCAUCGACGACUUUGUAGCCACGGCCAAGAGGGUUGUCUCGGCGGGCGGUGACGGUGUCGAGAUCCACUCGGCGCACGGCUAUCUGCUCGACCAGUUCCUGACUGAGGGCGUGAACAAGAGGACAGACAAGUGGGGAGGAUCCAUUGAGAACCGCGCGAGGCUGACGCUCGAAGUCGUCCGUGCCGUGACAGCAGCCGUGGGCGCGGAGAAGGUGGGCAUCCGCUUCUCGCCCUGGGCUGGCUUCCAGGGCUCUGAGAAGGGCGACGUCGAGCCACUGUACACGUACAUUAUCGACGAGCUGAAGCGGAUGGACGUCAACCUGGCGUACAUCUCACUCGUGGAGGCGCGCGGCGACCCAGGCGAGCUCAUUCUCGGCACCGAGGCCAUCAACAAGGGCAAGACGCUCGACUUUAUCCUCGAGAACUGGAACAACAAGUCGCCCGUCAUGGUCGCGGGCGCGUACCGACCAGAGACGGCAGCGCAGGCGCUGGAGACGCGCUACGCACAGUGGGAUACCAUGGUGGCCUUUGGGCGGUACUUUAUCUCCAACCCGGACCUCGUGUACAGGAUCAAGCACGACAUUCCCCUGGCGCCCUACAACAGGGACACCUUUUACCUGAACAAGCAGUGGACGGGGUACAACGACCAGCCUUUCAGCGACGAGUUUGCCAAGGCGCACCCUGACGUUGCGAACAAGUACCCCACGCCGGCGGAUGUGCAAUAGACGACGUGCCUCGGGGGCUUUCAUAGACCAUAGACUAUAGAUUACGAAUAAUGAUAGACCAAAAUAUAGUACUAUUUAGAGUUCAAUGUUGAUGAAUUGGCUUUCCUCGAUCCAUUGCUGCCAGUCAGGGCGG
Emericellopsis atlantica is the source of this 1662-nucleotide messenger RNA. Its product is annotated as NADH:flavin oxidoreductase NADH oxidase family protein. The transcript has a single exon. The record is from RefSeq and is a predicted model, not a curated record. The coding region runs from base 342 to 1529 and encodes 395 amino acids. NCBI's taxonomy places the organism in Eukaryota, Fungi, Ascomycota, Sordariomycetes, Hypocreales, Bionectriaceae. Gene Ontology annotation, molecular function: FMN binding; NADPH dehydrogenase activity.